Molecule: messenger RNA, 3432 nt
Organism: Maniola jurtina (meadow brown)
Lineage: Eukaryota; Metazoa; Arthropoda; Insecta; Lepidoptera; Nymphalidae
Gene: mus312
Product: structure-specific endonuclease subunit SLX4
Exons: 4
Coding region: 1-3171 (1056 amino acids)
Biological process (GO): DNA replication; resolution of meiotic recombination intermediates; meiotic DNA double-strand break processing
Cellular component (GO): nucleus; Slx1-Slx4 complex
Molecular function (GO): enzyme binding
Source: RefSeq, a predicted model, not a curated record
AUGCCUAACAAAGUAGUAAGCAAAUAUUUCUCGCCUGGAACUGGAAUGGAUGAUAGUCUAUCGGACUUUAAGGAAAAAAAGAAGUAUAAUACUGGUCCAAAGAAUGUGAAGAAAACUAGAAAUACUAAGAAACCAAAACAUACACGAGGCCAGAAAGAUAUACGAGCCCUGAUCAAAAAACAAGAAAAUGAUGUGUUGGCUUAUUCAAACGAUUUUAACAAAAUAUGCAAGCAAGUAGGUGUUGAUGUAGAUUCUGAGGAACUACAACUAGCUAUUGCACUAUCAAAGUCACAUCAUGAUGUAAAGAAAGAGAACAGCUCAGAUAUAGAAUCUAACAGCACCGAGCAGUUGACAUCUCAACAGAGAAUACUAAAAAUUAAAACAACUUUAGAAGAAUAUGGAUUCAGAGUUCCCAAAACAAAAAUAACAGAGACAAAUAGAAGAAAAAGAUACAAGAAACAGUAUAAACUAUUGCUGACAUCUGAAACAGAAAGACAACAGAUUAUCUCUGAUAAGUAUUCUGAAGUAUUAGCGAGAAACAUCUUUGAAUCUACAAAAGUCUUUGAAUGUGAUUAUUCUGACAAAGAGCUUUUUUACAAAGCAACAAAUAUUGCUUACGAGCACAUAAAAAAUGAUGAUGUUUACUAUGUAACAGAUUUAUUUGAAAAAUCAUGUCAUAAAAAUUGUCUUUUAAGAAAUUGGUCUGAAAUACCUGGUAGACCUUUAAGUCCUACAGUUGAAGUUAUUGACAUUAACUUUGAUGAUAUAAUAUGUAACCAACAUGAAUUAGAUUGCAUAUUAAGUGGAACAAUAUUUGCAGCACAACAGAUAGUUACUAAUAAAAACCAAGAUAUUAUACAUAAUAAUAGGACUACUAUAGAUAAAACUGACCAUUUAGAAUGUCAUGAAUCUAAACCCUUAGAAAAUGAAGUUGGGCACAUAGAUAAUUUAAAUGGAAUUAAAUUAAUCACAGAAAAUAUUGCAUUAAAUGAAACCAGUUGUUAUACAAACUUGAAUACCAUGUCAGUCUCACAGAUAAGAUGUGUUUCUCCAGAUCUUUUUGAUGAUGAAGUAUCUGCAGUAAUGGAAUCUCCAGAUAAUGAUGUGCAGCUUUCUGGACAAACACUUUCAAAGGGUGACAAUAUUCACACAUAUUGUAUGGAUUUAACAGAAUGUGUAAAUAUUGACUCUUCUGAUUUACAUGCUAAGACAAAGCUUCAUACUAAUAAUGAAAUUAGUAUCACUAGCAGGAAGUCUAAUGAUUUGAUGGAAAUAACUGAAUGUGUUUCUUCUACUAGCUCAAAACAAAUAAAUGUUGAAAACAUUGACCUUACACAGAGCUCAAAUGAGUCAGAUAAACAAAAUGAUGACAUUCUCUCUCAAAAUAAAAAUAUUGAAGUUAUGGAUCUUACUCAAGUUAAAGAUUAUGAUCCAUUGCCAGCGAAAAUAAUUUAUACUGAAAAAAAUUAUUCUCUUGAUGAUACAAUAAUACUGGUGGAUGAUGAUACAACAGUACUAGUGUAUGAUAGUUUGAAAAUGCAACCACAAAAGCAAAAUUUGACUCUAAGAGAUCUCCCUGAAUCAAUAUGUACUGAUGACAUUGACAACAAUGAAGCCAACUCCAGUAGUGAAAAAGGUAAAGAUCAAAGGUCAGGAAAUAGUUUCAAAGAUCAUUUAUACAACAAUACCUAUGAAAGCAACUAUGGUUAUAAAAGUACUCUUCAAAAUAUAGGUGAAGUUAGUGAAUAUGUAAAUGAACUAGUUGAACAUCAACCAGGUGAAUUAGACUUAACUCAGAGUUCUAACUCAUCACAAGGCGAGAUGUUGACAAAUCAACCUAUUUCAAAUUAUUCAACUUAUUCAACUAGUCUCGGUAAAAGAGACAAUAUGUCAAUAGAUUAUGAUGAAAUCAAUGAAGUAAUUGGCAGUGAAUACAUAAAGAAAUCUAAUGAUUGCAGAUAUGUAAGUUGUUCAUUAGAAAAGGACGCCAACAAAGACAUUGCCUCAAAUCCUAAUAAAACUUCAAAAGCAUUUGAAUGUUUGGAAAAUGAAUCAAACUAUGAUUUACAUCAAUCUAAACAUUGUAUGAAUACUGACUUUAGGUGUUCUAUAGCUAUGAACGAUGAAAAUAGUUCCCUAAAAGAGGAUGCUUUUAAUCCAAACCUUGAUACUGUAUCAAAUCCUAGUAAGAGCUCAGAAGUAUUUGAAAUUUCAGACAAAGAAUUUAAUUAUUCUGUACAUCAGUCUAAAUAUGAGAAUUUCGACUUCAGAGAUGUUUCAGUUAUGAAUGACUUUUCACAUUAUAAAAAUCAAUCAAUAGGAAAAAGCUGCCAUUUCUCUACAUCAAAAAAAAGAUCAUUGAGCGAAAGUAACUUACUUAAAGAGAAUAUUAUUAGCCCACAUAAAGAACAGUCUCAAUCACAAAAACUAAAUUUUAAUAGUGAAACAUCUAAUGUGAUAACUAUUCCAAAAGAAAAUAAUAAGAGUAUAUUAAAUACGCCCAAAAAUGGCGAGUACAUAAUAAAAACUAAUGAAGUAACUCCUAUGCUGGACUAUGCAUCAAUGUCUACACCUGAAAGACACAAGGAAUUGGAAAAAUAUGGACUCAAACCUUUCAAGAGAAAAAGAGCUAUACAAUUACUAACUUAUCUGUACAAUCAAACUCACCCAGUAGUAGAGUCGCAUGACGAUUGUCUGUCACCAUCCAAACGGCAAAAGAGGGAUGAUGGAGACAAAAAAUGUAGUUCACCAAAAAAGACAUCUAAAAGUGAACUUUUACAUUUUAUAAACAAGAUAUCUAAAGCUACUGUUAAUCCUAUACAACCCAUACCUGAAGUGAAUAUAGAGAAUGAUUUAUAUGCUAUUACAACCGAGCAGCCAGAUAUCCGAAAUAUUGAAUGUAAUACUGAAGAUUGGUUCUUUCAGAAAAGGGAGAAAGCUAAGGUGUAUUCAUGUAAGGUUCCUUUACAUGUGGCUUUCCACAACUAUGUGUCAUGUCGGCGGCGGCUAAGGGAGGCUAUAUUGCGUUAUGAACCUGUGAACAUUGAUGUCAUACAUAAAGACCUGGUUGCCACUGGAUACAGGUACAAUCCUAAGGAUCUAUUAAAAUUCAUGGAUAGAAAAUGUAUCACAGUGAAGACGGCUGACAAUUCAAGAAAUAAAAAAUCAUAGCAUUUAUUGUUAGAUCUAGACUACCUACUUGGAAUAUAAAUAAUAUAAUAUUUUAUAACAUUUACAAAAAUGACUUUUUUAAUUAUAACAAAUCAUGAUUUCUGUAUUGCGACAGUGCACUGUCACAGCAAGUCUGUCUUAAAAUAAAAAAAUAAAAAUAAGUCCAGGGAAUGUAAACAAUUAUAAUAUUACUAUAUCUAUCCACGGAAAGAAGUUAGUAGGAUAGCGCUCUCUUCAUUACGUAAUCCCAUGCAAAUGACA